Molecule: messenger RNA, 3933 nt
Organism: Toxorhynchites rutilus septentrionalis
Lineage: Eukaryota; Metazoa; Arthropoda; Insecta; Diptera; Culicidae
Gene: Acn
Product: apoptotic chromatin condensation inducer in the nucleus
Exons: 7
Coding region: 250-2568 (772 amino acids)
Molecular function (GO): RNA binding
Source: RefSeq, a predicted model, not a curated record
ACUGUUUCCAUCAACGGUAACAAUCAUUUUCGUGUGCUUCUGUGACACUCCAGCUUAACAAAAAAGAAGAAAACUCUUGAUGGUCGCCAAACGUCGCGCGUUUGAUUUUACGAUACGGACAAGCCUUUAAUAUUCCCGUCGUUCGAUUUCGAAAUUACUCUAUUUUGAGUAUAUUUGUUGGAUUAUUGGGCAUCGUUUCGAAAAAUUGCGUCGGAAGUUAGUUGAACGCGUAAAUUAGGCGUUACUAGAAUGCGGCGUAAAACAGCUGAUAAGACAAAAACCUCGCCCGAGAAAUCUUCCAGGCGGACGUCGAGACGGGGGCGAAAGUCUCCCACAGUAAGCCCGGAGCGUUCCGAGGAGCAUGAUAAAGAUCGCCCGGAAGAGGAGGAAGGAACAAAAGACAAAGAAAUUACAGAGCCACGUAAAACGGUCGCAAGUGAUUCUGAACAGGAGGAAGGACAGAAAAAGUAUCGUUCUCGUAAAAGUUCUCGGGCCAAGGCAUCCGAGGAAAGGAUUAUAACAAAGCCCCGAAGAUCUUCGCGGCGUAAGUCACAAUCCGUUGAGCCUUCCGAUAACGAGGAAAGUGAGAGGGAGGAAAAUGGUCAGAAUGAAGCGGAGAAAGAUUCCACCAUGAUGGAAACUAUUCCUGAGGAACAUCCCGAAGAACUACCUACUAGUGUUGAUGAACCUGUGGAGAGGCAUGCCACCGAUCAGGUUGAUGCUGAUGAAGAGAAGAGAGAUAGUGAGGAAGUGGCAAAAGUUGGUGACAAUUCCGAUUCAGAGCACCAAAAUGGAGCAAACGUGGAACCGGAAGAGACCCGAGAUACCGUGCUCACAAAAACUGAUGUUUGUGAACAGUCUCGAGAAUCUGGUGAGGUGGACUACGAAAGCGUGCAAGAAGAUGACAGUCAACAGGCGGUUUCUAAAAAAGAGGAAAAGAACGAGGACAAGAAGAAAGAGACUUCCGAAGAUGAUUCAUCAUCAGAGAAAUAUCAACGCAAGUCGGAAUCGCCCAAACCUGUGAGAAAAUCACGUUUUAGAUCUCGUACCAAAUCGCCCGUAGCAAAAGAUGUGACUGAAAAGAAAGAGGACCAGGAAACCGGAGGAAAUGCCAACGACGAAGAGCUGGAAGCAGGAGAAAUAAAGGAAGAUCCUGUUCCUAAGCGUAGCCCUGAGAAAAAAACAACAGAUGAGAACGUAGUUCGUAAACCUCUGCAACGAAGGCGUCGUUGGUUGUCCUCUAAACCGGAUACUAAAUCAUCGGUUAUAGCAAUUUCCACAGACUCUUUGAAAAAUAUUAUAUCUGAACCAGUUAAACCGGUGCCGUUGUCAGAUGUGAAGUUGGAAUCUUCUCCAGAACCAGAAGAAAUCAUCGAUAGCAAUGAAGAACAGCCCACCGGAGAACGUCGUCGUUCAAAGGACAAACAGCAGGACAAGUCGAAGAAAUCAGAUAAUGAAAAUGUUGAACACGGAACAGAGCAGGAGUUCAAGAUGAAACCGGGGGUCGAGAAAGCUGUUGCUGUUGCGCGCAAGAUCAGUAUCGUCAGUGACGAUGGCAGCAAUGCUGUGGCCAGACCACCGAGUCCUGCUCGACACCAUUCCAGCAACAUACUAUACAUAACGAAUUUGGUCAGACCAUUCACGGUGCUGCAGCUGAAAGGGUUGCUCGCGCGCACGGGAAAAAUCGUGGAAAACGGAUUUUGGAUCGAUAAGAUUAAAUCCAAAUGCUACGUGAAAUAUGAGACGGAAGACGAAGCGGUUGAAACACGCCAUGCAUUGCAUGGAGUUCGGUGGCCAGUGUCGAACCCGAAGUGCCUCAAUGUUGAUUUCGGCACAGAGGCGGCUAUGGAGAAGGCGAUCAUUUCGACACUGGACGAUACAGGAACCACGCGUAUCACAAUUGAAAAUGCGAAGGAUACCAAAGAAUUUGGCUGGAGCCGAGAUACUUUGAUGCAGGCUGAGGACACUCAUGUUAUUCGACCGGUGCGGGAAUGGGACCUUGGAAAAAAGGAUGCAUUCGAACAUGACCGCGAGCGGGUGGAAGUCGACAGGAGUGGUCGCAGCGAGAAUCGAGAUCGUGAACGGGAACGGGACCGCGAUAGGGAACGAGAACGUGACAGGGAUCGUGAGCGAAUUGGACGCAUCGACGAGGGACGACCGGAUCGUGUUGCAACGGCUGGAAGGAGGCGUUCUGCAGAGCGGGACUUCGCAAGGGAUAGGGAUCGGAGACGUAAUAGUACCAGUUUGUCACCAGCACGAAAAUUCAAAAAGAAAGAAAAUGAACCUCCCAUCAGACUAUUGGAUGAUCUUUUCAGGAAAACAAAAACGACACCUUGCAUCUAUUGGUUGCCGUUGACUGCUGAACAAAUCGCCACUAAGGAGGAACAGCGUCGUAAGAUCUUGGCCGAGACGCAACGUCGCCAAGAGGAAGCCCGUAAGCAGGAGGAAGAGCGUCGAAAAGAGCGAGAGCGUCGCGACCGUGAGCGCCGUGAACGUCCUCGCUCGAAUUCGCGCGAUCGUCGUCGUCGGUCGAGAUCACGCGAUGAUGGUCGACGACGUCACCGAUAAGCGCGUUGCGAAUGUUGAAACGAAUGAAGCAAAAGAAGAUGGUUUUAAGCGGACAAAACGAGCGUCACCGAAUCACGUGGAGAUGUUUCGGAUGAGAACUGAGAAACGGUGUCCCAAUGAAACCCGUUCAUCCCUUCGUUCGCUCGAUGACGAAUUCGAAUAGGGUCUGUGCGGCAUAUUAUUGUUUCUAUUUAUCUUUAUCUCUCAUCCAGAUUUCAGUUUCCCCCUGGCUCUUGUUUCCAUUUUCGGCUCUGUUUUUUUGUCUUACAGCUGUAGCUGAUUGUUAGAAUUUUACUAGCUGCGAUUUUUUCCCCCGAUUCGCACACAGUUUUUAACACUAAGCAAAAUUUCAAUCAAAGUAAAUUUUCGUCGCUUUCUAGAUUAUUACAGGAAAAUAGCGAUUGAUCUUGUUUGCCACAAUCUAGCAGAAAAUUGUUUUGUUCUUGGAAACCAAACAGUAUUUGCUAGGAUUUGUCAUUUGCACUGAUUUUAUCGAUUUCAAUUUACUAACCGUUUUAAGCAACUGUUCACAAUAUUCAACACAAUUAUAAAAAAAUAGAUAGGAAUAACAGUAACACUACUUGCGCAAGAGAGAGAGAGAAAUGUUCCAGCAGCUUGUUCAAAACCCAGCAGGAAUCCGAAUAUGUAGCGGAAAAUGGAACGCAGUUACACAAAACCUGAGACCUAAAACAUUAUAACCAUCAGCGUCGACUGUCAUCAGAUCAAUAAGCAACAUUCUCUUCUAUAUAUUGUGUAUUCCCAUCAGAAGCUGAAUUCACAUACGCGCGUGCACGUAUCUUCCGCCAUAACGCAGCUGUACACACUUGCCACUGACCGAACGUGUGAGCGACAGAAAGUGAAUACAAAGUUUCCGAGAUAUUGGGCGGCUUCUGAAUCAAUAAGAGAAGGAUGGUUCACUCGGCACGGUGCGUGAGUUCGAGCUGAGCCGAGUACCAAGACGUUGAUUCGAUAUGGAAGAACCACUAAAAACCCUUCCAAAUUAUCAUGGCUGAUUGGACACGAUGCAAUUUGCUCGUUGCUCCCUCGAGGCACCCAACGAAGCACCAUCGUAACAUCAACUCGACAGAACCGGAACACUACUGGAAAUCAAUAUGCAUCUUGCGCGGAGCUGGAAUACCGACGGAUUAAAGAUAUACCAAUACAAUAGUGACUAGAAAUCAUCUCUUAUCAACUCUAAGGCUUCAUCGUACAGACAUUCAUAGAAAUUGAAAUGUCCUUUAGUUAGAUUAACAUUGCAACUAUCAUUAAAUGCGACCGUACACCAUUGUAAGAACUAUGGUUAUUUGAGCACUUGUGGACUACACAUACAUGAAUUCAAAAUACAGUUUAAACAUUGAAAUGAAA